AUGAAACUUAUACUCGAGAUGUCAUCACCAACCAUGCCAAUCCCCCGUUGUUGGCUUUUAAUUUUAAAAUAUGCAAGGGCUUUAAACGGUCAAUAACCUGAUUCUACCUGCACAGACCUGCUUUUAAACAUCCAAAAUAUCUCUGCUCUCGUCUCAAACCCUCCAAAACUCCAACCUUUCUUGCGCUUUCACGGUUGCAACAAAAAAAAAAAAAAAGCUUCAGCUUUUCAACAAAUUCUCCAAUGUUUCCAAGUUUCCAACAACUAUUUCGUAAAUGCUGAUAAAAUUCAUCCGGAAAGGUCUCAUCCUUAUUUCCCCUGUCCAUAGAAAACAAAGGUUUGGCAUUUGAACGAAAUGGAGCAGAAUGAAGGGACCAAUAUUCAACCUAUCAACCACAAUCAUCGGAUGUAUGAGGUUCAUCCGAUGUAUGAGGUAACUAAAGUGUUAAAAGGAAAAGGAAAAGGAAAAAAAUAUUGCAACGGUUGUCGUCUGGUACUUAGUGGUCCUAGCUACCGCUGUGAAAUGUGUUUUGACCUUCUUAAAUCCGCAGGACAAAAGGAGUUUUACCUACAUAAACGAUGCGCUAACUUGCCAAAUAAGAUACAACACCCAUCCCAUUCUGUCCAUCCUCUUAACCUCUAUACUUCGCAUCACCCUCAGAUUGGUCGAACCAUUUCAUGUGAUGACUGUAGAGACAUUUGUCUUGGCUUCAUAUAUCUUUGCGAGCAGUGUGAUUUCAAGCUUGAUGUGAAAUGCGCUGCUCUAAGAACUCAUAAAACUGCGGUUUCGCAAGAAAAAGAGAUGGCUAGAGUAACCGAGUCACAGCAUUUCAACCACCACCAUAAGCUUGUACUUGGCUAUUGUAAUGACCCUAUAGAUGAAACCAAAUGCACAAUUUGUGAAUUGCCAAUCAUAGGUCCAGCCUAUUUUUGCCGUGAGUACAACUGUGAUUAUAUUCUUCACGAAUCUUGCCUUAGGUUACCACAAAAGAUAGAAGUGCCAUUUCAGUGGAAUGAAGUCCCAUUUCAAAUGCAUCAAAUCCCAUUUCAUCGGGAACAUGUUUUGUUAGUUGCGUCUUCCCCCAUGAAGAUUCAAAGCCACAGUGUUAUGCUUGCCCUUUUGCGUUAAAGUCACUCAUGUUUGCAUAUAAUUGUGAACAUUGUCCCAUCAACCUCCAUCCUACAUGUGCUAGUUCCUUAAGGCGACCCUUGAAAAGUGAGGCCCACGGUCACAUGCAUGACCUUUACUAUUUUGGGACAAAUUUUCAGUUACUCAUUGCCAAGUAUCCGCCACCGGCAGCAAGUUUUCUUUGUGUUGAAUGUGGAAAACGUAUUAAAAGAGAACCCUUUUAUCGUUGUCCACAAUGUCGUUUCAAUUUUCAUGUGAAAUGUGUUCCCAUUCCUGGUAUGGUUAAAUCCACAUAUCAUGAUCAUGUUUUAACUCUGAAAGGUUCUUUUGUUGAAGAUGAUUCUAGAGAUCAUCGUUGUGAAUUUUGUGAGGAAGAUAGAAAUCCAAAUGAUCACGCAUAUUUUUGUGAAGAAUGUAAUGGUCUAGUGAUCGCUCAUGUAGAAUGCGUAUUUGCUAGAGCAGUGGACGCACUAUUUUAAAUUCGACCUUUGGGGCGAAAAGAGUCGCUUAUUCUUCAUGAAAUGCAGGGAAGAUCUGAAGAUUCUAACCCAACUAUAAUUGAUAAGUAGUAAGAGCCUUGGUGCUAAUUAAUUUGAAAGGUUGGUGAUUAUUUUUGUUAUGUGGAAUUGGGAAUCUAGAUAUUGCUUUCUAUUUUUAAGUUAAAAGUUCAUCCAUGACUCUUUGCUUAUUAACAAUUUCUUGCAAGGGUCCUUGUUUUUGUGAGAUAA
Gossypium arboreum is the source of this 1856-nucleotide messenger RNA. RefSeq lists its product as uncharacterized. The record is from RefSeq and is a predicted model, not a curated record. The coding region runs from base 355 to 1128 and encodes 257 amino acids. Lineage: Eukaryota; Viridiplantae; Streptophyta; Magnoliopsida; Malvales; Malvaceae. The transcript has 4 exons.